Molecule: messenger RNA, 711 nt
Organism: Laetiporus sulphureus 93-53
Lineage: Eukaryota; Fungi; Basidiomycota; Agaricomycetes; Polyporales; Laetiporaceae
Exons: 3
Coding region: 147-617 (156 amino acids)
Source: RefSeq, a predicted model, not a curated record
AUGAUUCGACCGCGAGGGGCUCAGAAAGGAUGGUGACUUUCCUGUCACUGCUUCGCAUGGCUCGCUGAGGCGCAUACACCAUCCACCCCUUCCGCCACGUCGCGCUGGGAUGCGCUUUGUUGCCAUGUACGGCGCACGAGAGGCAAAUGGGAGCCAGCGCACGCGCACACUCCGUUAACCACCUCCACCAUCCAUCGAUGCCAAUAACACUCAACAGCGGGAGCAUCGCAGGCAUCGCAGCUUUACGUCAAAUGCGAUCAGCCGGUGAGGUUUUCCACGACCAUCCCCUCAUGCACUAUUCCGCCUGCGUUGCCGCCACCCAACGCUUCAUGCGUUACACUGCUCUCCCUACGCAGUGCACGAGGGAUAAAAUACCCACACCUGCUUCUGCUGAGGGGACUGUCCACCGACCUCGACAUCAUGCGAGCGACUGUAGGUCCACGCGCGACCAUUUCGCACCCAGUCCAUCCGCUCUUCGUGGCAACGGAGGCGAUCGGAGAUACCAUAGCAUCCGCGGAGAUGCCACGCGUCUCUGUGGAAUGGAGAGGAGCUCAACUCGCGAAUAUAAGGCGAUGUUCCAUUGCGACCCGUUUUCUUCGCGUUCGACACGCGUAUAGCUGACAUGGUUUUGCAGAAAGUUGCUUUGGACGACUUCAUCUCGGGGUUGUUCACGUAGCGCCGCUGCUCUUUGCUCAGGCGGGUACAAUGGUC